ACAAGUCGAUGGUCUUAUCUCACAAGUCUUUAGGAGCCCCGACUUGAAUCCAUUCCCUUCGCAUUCCCUUGCCUUCGCGACGUCAAAACCCACAGGCGUCUUCGAGCAGAGUGGCAAGUAGUUGUUUUGUCACUGACAAGGACGAAGCAGCGAAUUAUUUCCCUCUCCGUAACAAAGAAGGGGAACUAAUUAAGACGCGAGGAGCCCUAAUUCUUCCUCCCCCGACCCACCUUUGGAUAUCGUGAAGAAGCGCAGGAGGAGAAUGCGUCGAUCCACUGGGCUUUUUCUUUCCUCGACAGGCUACUCUAGCCUCGCCAGGCCGCAAUAGAUUCUGCAGGUUGUCAUAUUUAACUUUCAAAAUAUAGGGCAGGAACAAUGAACAGUUCGUUUAAUGGGCAGAUUUUGGUCGACAAGCUUGUCAAGCUCAACAACACACAACAGAGUAUAGAGACGUUAUCACAUUGGUGUAUCUUCCAUAGAAACAAAGCAAAGCAGGUUGUGGAAACAUGGCAGUGUCAAUUUUAUUGCGCUCCAAGAGAUCAGCGAAUAUGCUUUCUAUAUCUAGCAAAUGAUAUUUUGCAAAACAGCAGGCGAAAAGGCCUGGAAUUUAUUAAUGAAUUCUGGAAAGUUCUCCCUGGUGCCCUUAAUGAUGUAUUUAAUAAUGGGGGUGAGUUUGGAAGAAACACUGUAAUAAGAUUGAUUGACAUAUGGGAAGAACGCAAAGUCUUUGGCUCUCAUGGACAAGUUCUUAAGGAUGAUGUCUUCGGAAGAAAUAUUGAUAAUAAAAAUAGAAAUGAGAAGGGCAUUACAUACAAGUUGAAACAGCCUGCUGGGGAACAGCUGGAGAAGCUCAUUUCAGGCUAUAAUCAUGUUUAUGGUCUUCCCUUUGAUGAAGAUACUUUAUUUGGAAAUUAUCAAGCUGCCAUUAACUAUAUCGAGAAAGUGCAUAAGGAACAUGGAAAUGACUGGAAUUCCAAUGGAUCUGAAGUAGUUGCGGAGUUGCAGACACAGCAUGGCAGACUAGGAGAAUGCAUUGAACACCUAAAAUCAGUUGAAUCAUCUAGAGCAACUCUGGUUACCUAUCUAAGAGAGGCACUACAUGAGCAGGAAUCAAAGUUUGAACAAGUCCAUCAACAACUUCAGGCUGCUCAAUCACGAUAUGAACAAUCAGUCAACUUACUUAAACAGCUCAAUGUUGGCUCUUCAUCACCAGAACCAAGGCUUAACGGAUCAUCAUCAUUCUCUGAUGCCAUAACUCACAUCCCUGAGUCCACAGCUUGCAGUGGUACUCAAACUACUCCAGUAAGAUACACCCAGGAAGGGCCUCCUUCAGACAGUAAUGCUCCUGUUGCUGUAGAGGGGAACCAGAAGGCAGCUGCUGCUGCUGUUGUGGCACAGCUUGCGGCAUCCACUUCCCCUGCCCAGAUGCUGAGCUAUGCCCUCUCCUCCCUAACUUCAGAUGGUGCUGUUGACCCCUCAAAUAAAAAAGACCAUUCUGAUAACAAAAGACUGAAAGUAGAGGACAAUAUGCCUUCUUACGUGCCACUGCUUCAGCCACCCUUGCCUCCAUUCCCACAUCCUGAUUUGUUGAGUCGGCCUCCACUGCAGCUACCAUCUCCUGUUACACAUCCAAGCUCAACUGUGGAGCCGCCGCCACUACCACCUCCUUUCCCACCUGUACCACCACCACCUUCAUCUGUGACACCCCAGUUCAUGCAGAUUGCUGCUGGACCUGCAACAGGCAUGCCUUUUGGUUAUGGUCCACCUCCUCCGCUCCCGAAUUUCCCAAUGCUUGGCAUGCAACCCUAUCCAAGUGCUUUAAAUCCAUACCAUGGGUUUCAAGCAUCCGAGGGCGUCAAUCAUUUAGGCCAACCGCCAUUGCCAGCUGCACCACCACCAUUGAGCCGGCAAUAAGAGCUAGAGAAAAAUGGUUAGGGAGCUUCAGAUGUGCAGUUAUUAAAAGAAUCCCUCUUUAUAUAUAAAGAGAGCUAGAGAAAAUCGUUUGUCUUCUAUAUAAAGAGGGAUUUCUAGUUGGCAUGUCCUUGUAGUUUUGGCUAUAAACAUGUAAUGCAGAUACCUGCUUCAUCACACUCGACAUUAACCAUGUCCGAAGAUGAAUCAGAGAAUUUGAUAUUUGAUGGUCAUCUGAAUGAGGCACAAUGUUGUUUAUUUGGAAACCUAUUGAUUCCGGAACGAAUGUUUAGAAA
Musa acuminata subsp. malaccensis (wild Malaysian banana) is the source of this 2207-nucleotide messenger RNA. RefSeq lists its product as uncharacterized. Gene Ontology annotation, biological process: mRNA 3'-end processing. The record is from RefSeq and is a predicted model, not a curated record. NCBI's taxonomy places the organism in Eukaryota, Viridiplantae, Streptophyta, Magnoliopsida, Zingiberales, Musaceae. Gene Ontology annotation, molecular function: RNA polymerase II complex binding.